Molecule: messenger RNA, 1753 nt
Organism: Adineta steineri
Lineage: Eukaryota; Metazoa; Rotifera; Eurotatoria; Adinetida; Adinetidae
Source: the annotation of a GenBank genome assembly
AUGGAUACAAACGAUUCGACUACACAAAAUAAUCAUCUAUUAUUUCCAAAUGAACAACAACAACAACAACAACAACAACAAGAAGAGCAAACGAAAAAAUGUCGUGGUAAUCGAAGAAAUCAACGAUUUAGAAGAAAAUGUCGGGCCCAUAAAAUGCAACCAAAACAAAUAGAAAAAUUACUUAAGAAAAGAAAUCCUAUUCAGAAGAAAAUUCAAAAAGAUCAGUCUAAAAGAUCUACGACAAAUAGUAAUAUAGAAUUAACAAGUCGAAAAACUAAUCAAUCACAACCAAUCACAGCAACAACAACUACAACAAAUGUUUUUAAACGUAAACGAGAUAUAUCAUCGCAACAAUUGUCAAAAACUACAAGUUCAAUAUCCAUCGUGCAACCAUCAUCGAAAAAGAUGACUACUGAUAUCAAUGUGAAUUCAAAUUAUCGAUGUCCUAUGUAUUUGACACGAUCAUCAUCGAUACUUUGCCAAAUAUUAAAUAAAACAUUAAAUUAUACAUUAAAGAACAAAGAUGAAAAAAAAUCUCUUCAUAUACAACUUGAAUUAUUAGAUCAACAAUAUUGUUUAGAAAAAGAUCAAGAAUUAUGGCAAUCAUAUUUAGAUAUUGGUCUACAACAAUGUCUAUGGCCAGUAAAGAACAUCAAAAAACAAUUGAAUAAAUGCCAAUUUGAAUUGUUAAAAUAUUCUCAAACAUGUCCAAUCACAGAAUUAUCAUUUCAUAUAAUUGAACAACGUCUAAAAGAAUUAGUGGCUCGUGAACGAAAAUAUUUAUCACAAAGAAACAAUGACGAAUUGAUUAAGUUUAAAGAUGAUAUUCAUCAAGCAGAAUUAUUUAAAAAAAUAUCCACCAAUUUACCUAAAACUGAUGGACAAGAAGAUUAUAUAGAUCAAUUAAUGACAAUACGAGAAAAACAAGCAGAAAUUUGGAAAGAACAAUUAAUGUUAGAGAUACGUAUUCAUUGUAAGUUCUUACCACAAAAUCUCGAUCAUUUACAAAAUUUCAUGACACCUAUUAGUUACUUACCAUUGAAUAAUGAUCAAAAAAGUAUCGAAGUAAAAAAUAAACAUUAUAAAAUCACACAAGAAGGAAAACGUACAUGGCUAAAUUAUCUUUUAAAUACUUAUGAUAUUAAAAUAACAGAAUACGAACUACAAUAUCAAAAUGCAUAUAUAAAAUUAGAAUCAUAUGUAUCAAAGAAUAUGACUACUACUAGUACAUCUGUUCUCAAUCAAAUUCAAGAAUAUAUCAAUUGUCGAAUAUCAAAAUUAAAAAAUGAUAUCUAUAAUAAAAUGUCGUCUUUUCGAAAAAUAAUCCUACAAAAUCGUCAACGUUCAUCAUCAACAAAAGAUACUAUUGGUGUAUGGCCUGAACCCUAUCUUGAUCUAAUUUCGAAUCCAUUUGAUACACGUCAAUGGAAUUAUCUUUCAUUAGGUCCAUCUUAUAUAAGAUUAAAUCAAAGUGCUAUUCGUCCUCAAGUUCAACAACAAGCUGCAAUUAAAGAUGAACAUGAAGAUAUUUGUAAAAAGGUUAAAAAUAAUCUUAUCAACAAACCUCAUUGUAUACCACGAUCAAACCCAUUGUUUACAGAAUAUUCAAAUCAUCUUUUAAAUUAUCUUAAUCAAUGUUAUUCUUCUCCAUUACCAUAUAAAGUUCAAUUGCAAACUCUUGAACAAGCACAAAUUCUUGGAUCAAUUCGAAAAAUAAUUAAAAAUAUGGAUCUUAUCGUUCGUGUGACUGAUA